Penicillium angulare is the source of this 2832-nucleotide messenger RNA. RefSeq names its product oxysterol-binding protein related protein OSH3. NCBI's taxonomy places the organism in Eukaryota, Fungi, Ascomycota, Eurotiomycetes, Eurotiales, Aspergillaceae. Gene Ontology annotation, cellular component: cytosol; plasma membrane; intracellular membrane-bounded organelle. The transcript has 2 exons. Gene Ontology annotation, biological process: exocytosis; piecemeal microautophagy of the nucleus; ER to Golgi ceramide transport. Gene Ontology annotation, molecular function: sterol binding. The record is from RefSeq and is a predicted model, not a curated record. Bases 1 to 2832 code for a protein of 943 amino acids.
AUGGCAGCAAUGGAGGAGCUGCAGGUUCAUAGCAAGUCCUACUUUGUUCGAUGGAUCCACGUCAGCGCCGGCAAUACCAUUUCUUGGAGUAUUCAACCUCACAAGAAGUCUGUGAACUUUGGUAUAUUUAAACAUCCUGGUCAAUCGUCGCUGGCAUCACACCUACCGCCUUCCGACUCCCAGAGCACCGACUCCAACGAGAACCUGCCUGCGACUGCGAAUCCCGGAUCCCGCAAUCAACAGUCAACCGUUAUCGAGAAGCUCACGGGCAUUGGUCUGAAAUCAAUCAAGUGGAUUGGAAAAUGCGAAGCCGACAAGAUUUCCAAGGGCACAUACGAUGUCCCAGCAAGUGAGUCGGGCAAUUAUGCGCUCGUUCUCGACAAUACAUUCUCGAAACAAGUCUCCAAAACUGUCACUCUCGUCCUCCUCACCUACCCGACUGGCUUACAACCUCACGCAUCCGUCUCAAUCGCCCAGUCCCAGCCCAGUGGCUCGACGGAGUCGCUGCCGCAGUCAACAGGUCGUCGACGCGGCAAUAGUCGCGCUACAUUGAACGCGCAACGGUCCGAUCUGUCCACCCCGUCGAACGGCCAUACGGGAAUAUUACAGAAGCGACGGAGAAAGCGCCAUCAGGGAUGGGCACGCCGUUAUUUCUCUUUGGAUUUUAUCUCCUCUACUCUAUCGUAUUACCAUGAUCCGAAUUCUGCCGCAUUGCGGGGUGCCAUCCCUCUCUCCUUGGCAGCUGUAGCAACCAACGAGAAAUCUCGCGAGAUCUCCAUCGAUUCGGGUACAGAAAUCUGGCAUCUUCGCGCCAGUAAUGAUCAUGAAUUUGUGUCAUGGAAGAAGGCCUUGGAGCGAGCUUCGUCCCAAGAGAAAUCGAAAAACGAGGUUUCACUUCCUAUUGGACCCCCGCAGCUGCGACUGACUAUGCCACCGCCAGCAUCUCCGGAGGAAGAGCAUGAAUGGACCCGAGUCGAGAGAUUGGUGGGAAAAGUCUCUGGAACUCGAGACGCGGUACGAAGGCUGGCCAAGGAUACCGAUCCAAAGUAUUUCACUUCGCCGCUGCCAUCUCCUAACGAGCCUCGUAGUCGCGGUCGCUCUCCAAGUCCUCAUCCUCCUGGACCUGACGGUCAGGGCGAUGCAAGACGCCCAUUUUGGAAGCGCAAGACUAGCGGGAACUCUACUUCGAGCGGCAAGCAGACUAAUUCGGUUCCUUCUCAGCUUUCAGUGCCUACUGGAUCUGGAAGGCCUGCCAGUAUUGCUAGCCACUCGGAUAGUAUGGACCAGAUCCAUGACAACCUGAUGGCUAUGCUGCGUGAUCUUGACAAUGUGGUAACAGAAUUCUCGGACCUCAUUACGGAAAGCAAGCAACGACGACACCCAGUUCGAUCUGCUGCUGUGCUGCCGCGUCGCAGUAUGGAGUCCGAUAUCUCUCAAGAAUUCUUCGAUGCUACGGAUGGAGGUGCUGCGUCUCCUCUAUUGACCAUUCAAGAUAGCGACGAUGAGGACGCUGCGGAAGAUAGGCCUGCUGAUGCUGCUGAGGAAGUAGAAGAUGAUGCUCCCUCGGACAGUGAAGAUGAACCCGAGGCUCCACACGACAGCAGCAAUGCCUCGCCAUUUUUUCCACCUCGUCCCAAGUCCCUUGCUCCAUUGCCUAUUGAUCCUAUCCGUCGACGUCAAAACAUUACUGCACCCACUGUCAUGCCUCCAAGUUUGAUUGGUUUUCUGCGCAAAAAUGUUGGCAAAGACUUGUCUACGAUUUCAAUGCCGGUUUCUGCAAAUGAGCCCAUAUCCUUGCUUCAACGUGCAGCAGAAAUUCUAGAGUACUCAUCUCUAUUGGACAAAGCUUCUCAAUCUUCAGAUGCCGUUGAGCGGCUCAUGUACGUAACCGCGUUUGCCAUAUCCUCCAUCUCCAGUAGCAGAGUACGGGAACGCUCUAUCCGCAAGCCCUUCAACCCUAUGCUGGGCGAGACAUACGAACUUGUUCGCGAAGACCAGGGAUUCCGCUUCAUCGCUGAAAAGGUCUCCCAUCGACCUGUGCAGCUUGCCUACCAAGCCGACAGUCGCGAAUGGAGCCUUGCUCAGUCCCCGCUGCCCAGCCAAAAGUUCUGGGGUAAGUCCGCUGAGAUCACUACGGAAGGCCGCGUACGCAUCACUCUGCAUGGUACCGGUGAGCGGUUCAGUUGGGUUCCCGCUACUUCUUUCCUCCGCAACAUUAUCGCUGGUGAGAAGUACGUCGAGCCUGUCGGCGAGAUGACUGUUUAUAAUGAGUCUACUGGCCACCGUACCAUCUCUUCUUUCAAGGCUGGUGGCAUGUUCUCCGGCCGUAGCGAGGAAGUCACUACUCGCACGGUUGAUUCCUAUAAUAAGCCGCUCUCGCAGGGCCUGGAAGGUACUUGGCCCUCUUCGAUAGCCAUCACUCGCGACGGUUCUCCCUCUGGCAAGCCCAUCUGGACCGCCGGUAACCUCGUCCCCAACGCUCCCAAACACUACGGUCUCACCUCUUUCGCUGCUACCCUUAAUGAGAUCACUUCUAUUGAAGACUCGCAUCUCCCGCCUACUGACUCUCGUCUCCGUCCUGAUCAACGUGCCCUUGAGGAAGGUGAUCUCGACCGUGCUGAGGAAGUCAAGGUCCAACUGGAAGAGGGCCAACGUUCCCGUAGACGAGAAAUGGAAGCCGCCGGUGAAAAUUGGACUCCGCGCUGGUUUACGCGAGUCAACGAGGACUCUGAUGGGGAGACCGUUUGGCACCUUAAGGGUGGUAAGGAUGGAUACUGGGAAGAACGCACUCGAGGCAAUUGGUCUAAUGUUAUUCCUGUGUUUGACCCUUAA